This is a messenger RNA of Blastocystis hominis, 2169 nucleotides long. RefSeq lists its product as hypothetical. Gene Ontology annotation, biological process: signal transduction. The coding region runs from base 1 to 2169 and encodes 722 amino acids. Gene Ontology annotation, cellular component: membrane. The record is from RefSeq and is a predicted model, not a curated record. The transcript is spliced from 2 exons. NCBI's taxonomy places the organism in Eukaryota, Bigyra, Opalinata, Blastocystidae.
AUGGAAGGCACCGCGCAGACGAUGGAGGCGAUGCGAAAAGACAUCGCGGCGCUGAAGAACGAUCUGGCGGAGAUCGAUGAGCUGCGGAACGACGUGCAGAUCGCUCAGCAGUCCAUUACUCAGAUCGAUGAAUUGCGGAACGACGUGCAGAACGAUCUCGAGGCCAUUCGACAGGACCUUUCCAAUCUACAGAUCGAUUUGGACAACGCCAAACAAACCAAUCUGCAGAUUUCCACCAUGCAGCAAACCAUGAACGGAGUGGACGAAACGAAAGAAAUCAUCGAAUCGAUGCGACAAAACAUCGACGAAUUGAACGGACUGCGCAGCGACGUGGAAUCGGCGAUGGCGAAUUGGAAGGAUUUGGACUCGCUGCGAUCGGAUGUGGACGAAAUCCGCGGCGAAGUGGAAUCGAUGAACAACGAAAUGAAAAAUUCGACGACGUCGUCGAGCGAAAUGCUGAAUGAAAUGGAGCGAAUGAAGAAAGAAUCGAUGGAUCUUUUGAAAUCGACGUCGGACUCGGCGUCGAAUUGUCUGUCUGCAAUGAAUCGCGAAGUGGAAUCGAUGAAAGACGAGGUGAAGAAAGUGUGCGCGCUGCACGACGAGCUGAAUGAAUCGAUGGAGACAAUGAAAUCCAAUCUGGACGCCGCUCAACAAUACGCCGAGGAGUGUGCUCGCAGCACGGCGGAAUGCAAUCGCAACGCCGACGAGGUGCUGAAGACAUCCGAGUCCGUCACGGCGAUGCUCGAUGAAGUCUCUCGCAUCACCGCUGAGGGCUCCCAAUCCGCCUCCGCUUCGAACGAGCAGCUCGCCGCCGAGCUCCGUCUGCUCAGCACGCAGCUGAACCAGGUCAAAUCGCAGUGCUCCGCCGCUACCGAAGGCGUCUCGCAGGCGAUGAGUCAGGCGGACGAGGCGAAGCAGAAGACGGAGUCGCUCUCGAAGGCGUUGGAAGGCGUGGAGGAGGACGUCUCGGCGACGAAACAGUCCGUUAGCGGCGUGUCGAGCGCAGUGGAGGAGCUGCAGAGCGGCGUGUCGGACGCAAAGCAGAUCGCAGAAUCGGCGUAUGGACAGAUGGAGGAGCUGCAGAAGCGCGUCUUGGCCGAGGAGCAACGGUCCGAUGCGUUGGAGAGCCAGCUGAAUGGACUCAACGCGGCGGCUGAGGAGGCCAAGCAGACGGCGGAGAACGCGGUGAGCCAGCUCGAAGAGGUCCGGAAUGACGCAUCGCAGCUCCGCGACGCGUUCAACGGCACGGCGAGCGAACUCCAAAUCGCGCAGGAAGCCGUCGAGACGCUUCAAAACCAGCUGCAGGCGGUGUCUUCGGCGCAGCAAGCGAGCGAAGCGGACGCCCAAGCGGCGAUCGAGACGCUGCAGUCGAACUUGGAUUCGGUCCUGCCCACGGUGGACGACAUCAUCAAGCAGAUCACGUCGAUCACCGACGCUGUGAACGAUAUGGACAACCAGCUCACGCAGGUCGAGCAGACCGCGAUGGCUGCGAACGGACUGGCCGAAGAGCAGAGCGUCGCCGUGCAGAAUCUGAGCCAGCAGGCGCAGAACGCUGCGUCGAGCGCUGCCUCCGCGCUGGAGAGCAUCGCGGCGCUGGAAAGCCAGCUCGAAAAGAGCCGAGCCGAAGCCGCGGAAUGGAAGGAAGAAGCGGCCGAAGCAAAUCGCAGAGCGAGCUCGGCUGAAUCGCUCGCGAGCUCGGCGAAGUCGAUCGCCGAUUCGGCGGUGAAGUCGAUGAUGAGCUCGGCGCAGUCGGACACGAUCGCGAUGUCCGCGUUGGACCCGCUGCGGACGCUGAUCGAAGACACGGCGAAGCGUGCAGAAGCGACGUCGAAGCGCGUGGACGAGCUGCAGAGCGAAGUGGAGAGCGUGAAGAAAGAAACGCAGGAAGUGGCGGCGAGCGUGGAGAGCGGAAAGAGCGAAGCGACGUGCGAGAUGGCGGCGGUGAAGGACGAGAUCGAGAUCUUGAAGAGCGGAAUGGAGGAUGUGAAUAGUGGAGUGAAUAAUCUGUUUGAGGCGGUGGAUGGAGUGAAGAGCGAAGUGCAGGAAAUGAACGAAAAGUCUGGAGAGCGCGAAGGAGAACGCGAAGGAAGUGGAGGAACUGAAGAGCAGCGUGGAGGAAAUGAAUCGAGAAAUCAGCGAAUUGGGUCAAACCAAAACGGAAGUGAAUGA